Messenger RNA from Cynoglossus semilaevis (tongue sole), 1388 nucleotides. It is a transcript of the gene taf8, whose product is annotated as TAF8 RNA polymerase II, TATA box binding protein (TBP)-associated factor. Gene Ontology annotation, cellular component: transcription factor TFIID complex. The transcript has 8 exons. Gene Ontology annotation, biological process: transcription initiation at RNA polymerase II promoter. The record is from RefSeq and is a predicted model, not a curated record. The coding region runs from base 136 to 1056 and encodes 306 amino acids. Lineage: Eukaryota; Metazoa; Chordata; Actinopteri; Pleuronectiformes; Cynoglossidae. Gene Ontology annotation, molecular function: protein heterodimerization activity.
UAUGCGGAAACGACGUCAGGAAAGUGCGCCGUGUUUACUAACGGCGGCUAAACGGUGGCUAAACGCAGGUAGGAGAAAUACAAGUUGCUCUCAGGACAACUCGGAUGAAUUGAGCGAACAGAGUUCAAACAAGAAAUGAUGGCGGACCCAUCGGUCUCGUCAGGAGCUUUAGCAGCGCGGACAGGAGGCAGUAAAUCCGCCUCGAGUCCCGCUGAGAACUACCAUCUGGCCAGACGACGCACCCUGCAGGUUGUUGUCAGUGCCCUGCUGACAGAGAGUGGCUUUGAGAGUGCGGAGAAGGCAGCGGUGGAGACCCUUACUGAAAUGAUGCAGAGCUAUAUAACUGAAAUAGGACGCUGUGCUAAAGCCUAUUGUGAGCACACGGCCAGAACCAUUCCGACCCUCUCCGAUACCGUGGUCACGCUCAUUGAAAUGGGGUUCAAUGUAGACACGCUGCCUGUGUACGCAAAAAGAUCCCAAAGGAUGGUUAUAACUGCCCCUCCAGUGACAAAUCAACCUGGAGCUCCCAAAGCUCUGUCAGCUGGACAGAAACGUUCACAUCCCUCCCACAUCCCAGGCCACUUUCCAGAAUUCCCUGACCCUCACACCUACAUUAAGACACCAACAUUCAGAGAGCCCGUGUCAGAUUACCAAGUAGUGAGAGAGAAGGCAGCGUCGCAGAGGAGAGACGUGGAGCGAGCACUCACCCGCUUUAUGGCCAAGACGGGAGAAACUCAGAGUCUCUUUAAGGACGACAUCACUGCCUUCCCCUUGAUUGCAGCAAGGCCCAGUGUCAUUCCUUAUCUUAGCGCCCUCCUGCCAUCUGAGCUUGAACUGCAAGCGCUGGAGGAGACAGAUUCUUCAGAGCAGGACGACCAGACAGACAGCGACAACACAACAGGAAACCACAUCACUGAUGAUCCUGGUGCAGACAAGGAGAACUCCCUGCUUCCUCCCAGUGGUGGCGUUCCCUCCACGAAGGCCAGUGAAGACAAUGUGAUAGAUAAUCCAUACCUUCGACCCGUCAAAAAACCCAAAGUCAGGAGGAAGAAAUGAUUUGGAAUCCCGCUGAAUUUACAGACUUGCACCUGCCACCUUGGUUGGUGCUCUUAUCAGUGGACAGUGAUUCCCUCCACAUAGAGACGUGGCGCCAUCUACAGACCCACUUCGUUUAGUGGGGACAUGUGGCUGCUUUUCCUCCAUGCUGGGACCAACACGGCUGUAGAUUAUUUACAUUACAAUCCAGGUGGAACGAUAAGAUUAACUUCCUAUUUGUUAACAAUCUAUUUCUUUUUUUCAAAAAGCACUCAUUUGGUUUGGAAACAGUUUGUAUGUUGAGUCGUGUAAUAUACAGACAGCCAUUUUGUGAAUAAAGAAAACUAAGUUUC